Lates calcarifer (barramundi perch) is the source of this 2839-nucleotide messenger RNA. RefSeq lists its product as uncharacterized. The record is from RefSeq and is a predicted model, not a curated record. NCBI's taxonomy places the organism in Eukaryota, Metazoa, Chordata, Actinopteri, Centropomidae.
UGUGGAGUUUAAUCCCACCACAAACUUCAUUAAGAACGGCAAAAACAGGAGCUCUAAGGUUACCGGUUUCCCACCUCUUGCACCAUGGGUCGUUUAUUUGGAUUGGGGUGGUUUAUUCUCCUGAUAGCAGCUGUGUACAUAGAGGCUCAAAAGAAACCUUCAAUAAAUAUCAGCUCAAAAUGUUUGGGGAACGUCAUGCGUGUGGAUGUUGGUCCGCUUGGAGGAAAUUUUCUUGAAGUUGCUGUUGUCGUAAAUGACUCUGCCAUCCUUCUCACCCCAAGUUUAGCAUCUCAGUGUGGCUUCAGCAUAAAGAUCAACCAGAUGGGGAAUGCCAUGAUUUAUGCUUCCCUUCAAAACUGCUUUGCUCAAAAUGUGGGAGAUAAAGCCUUCACAACCACAUUAACUCUUCGACUGCACGGGAACCGGAUGGCCGAGGACGAGCUGUACCAGGUGGCUGAGACAUGCCAAUACGCCGCCUGGGCCUCCAGGGAAAUUGUCUGUGACCGAAACUACAUGGAGGUGUCUGUGAAAAGGGCAGCUCCAGAUGAUUAUGCUCUGCCUGAAAAUCCCGUCCAAGGGACUAAUCCAAAGUUUGGUGAUCCACGACGAGCUGCAGAGAAACAGACCAUAGAUGCCGGAUUCAGAAUCACAACAAUCAUGUUCUACAUUCCUGUGGAGAAGGUUAUGGGGGUGACUGAGGCCCAGAGGAGUGGUUAUGGGAUAGCAAACACUCCUUCAAGGCUGGUCCUGCGAAGCCCAAAGACCACACCUGAAACGUACACCCAGAAUGUAGCAGGGGUGCAUAUGACAGUGCUGAAAACCUCCACAGUCUUUGAGAAGAAGUGGCUGGCGACUCAGAUCGAUGCAGCAGCUGCCUGUCCGAUACUAGAGGGCAGCGUCUCCUUCACUCCAAACACAAUCACCUGGUACCUGCCCCGGCACAUUGACCCGCUGAUCUCCUCUGGGCAGUUACAACUGUUGGAGGUGCACAUAGGUGUAGAUGGCCAGAGACUGGACCCUGCUGAGAUGGCUGCCAGACAGUACUCCUUAUCCAUCAAUGACGUGCACAUCAUCAUCCAGAUUCCUGUUGGAGCUGUUGGUGGCUACUUUAAGAGUCAUGUUCAGGAUGAUCACUACCACACCUCUUACACGAUUGAGCCGAUGCUCGAGUUGCUUUGGACUGAAGACAGCAUUCAUGAGGACACCAGAUACAAAGUCCUCUUUCCCAUCACCACACCGUUACUGUCCCGACCUCCGCAAGUUAUUGACAACACUGUUCCAGAGCAGCGGAUGUUUAAGGUUCUGCUUGGGCCUUUUGGCUCCGAUGUUGCACUGAUGAACAUUUCCUUCCCCUAUGAGGUUUUGUCCGUGGCAGACUGCAUUGCCAGAGGCUUUACAGUCCUGGAGCACAUGUCCCCCAACAGCAGCUCAAAGGUCUUCAUGCUUGAAGUGCCCUUCACGGACCCUGUUGUAUCACAAACUAGAGACAUGGGGUAUACAGUGUACUCUCUUCAUCUGACCUUUGGCCUACUGGUCCUGCCAGAGUUUGCUCCAUUUUCCCACCCUGUUUAUCUGGAGGCUAAAUUAGUAGAUAUAGUUCCUCCCUCUGUCUCUGGUGGAUGUGAUUAUCAAAACUUCUAUGUCCUUGUGCAAUACGGGACCCAGGGUGCCAACUUUCAGACCAUAGUGGGAAAACAACUGUUGACCUCAGAUCUGGCCGAGCAGUACAGUUUCAUGGAGAACGGCACACACUUGAGUUUUGCAGUGCCGUUUUCAUCCCCUGAUGUUGUGUUUGAGGCUAUUGAGUCGUCGUCCGUCAAGACCAGACUUGACGUGGCUCUGCUGAAUCCUGAAACCAACAAGAACAUCAAAGAAUUCUCUUUAGCUUGCAAUUUCCCCUCAACACUGAUUGAGUGUUUUCCCAAUGGGACCAUGACUGCUCUGGCUGUGAAACUGGAGUCAGUUCCCUCUCUGAACCCUGGUCAGCUGACCCUCCGAGACCCCACCUGUGGUCCGUCCUACAGCGACGACCGCUACGCUUACUUUGUCUUCACUGGGAACUCCUGUGGCACGACCAGAAAGUUUUUCCCAAACAUGAUGCUGUAUGCAAAUGAAAUCUCCCUGCCAGAUGAACUUGAAAAGAUAAGGGAAUCAAAUACAGAAGACCCCGAGUAUGAGUUAAAGAUUGCUUGUUACUACGACAUCAACACAACCCACGCUGUAGCCUUCCACACCAGACCUCGCAGGAGUGAACCGUAUGCUGAAAAUGCAAAAGGCGAGCUGCAGGUGGCGAUGAGACUGGCUGUGGACGACUCCUACAGUGUGUUUCAUAGAGCUGAGGACUAUCCUCUGGCAAAGUAUCUACAACAGCCGCUGUAUUUUGAGAUGGAGCUGAUGAGGUCUACAAAUCCCAGAGUAUCACUGGAGCUGGAGAACUGCUGGGCGACGCUGAAUUCCAACAGGACGUCCAAGCCCAGAUGGAACCUCAUCAUAGAUGGCUGUGCAAACCCAGUGGACCCGUACCAGGUGCUCUUCCAUCCUGUUUGGGUCGAUGCCAGAGUUCAGUAUCCUUCUCACUUCAAACGCUUUGAGGUCCAGAUGUUUGCCUUUGCUGAAGAUCAAGACAACUUGAAUCGCCAGCUCUUUGUGCACUGCGAUGUGGUGAUCUGUGAUGCCAGGAAUCCAUUGGUGGAGUUUGUAGUGGGCCAGUGUUCAAACCAGGGAAACGGGAUGAAAGGUCAAAGACGUGCUGUUGCAGAUGUACACAGCUUCGAACAUGUGUCUGUAGGACCCAUAAUUAUAGGUUAAGAAAUCCUAAUAAACAAUUUUUAAGAGUUCA